Molecule: messenger RNA, 2937 nt
Organism: Candidozyma duobushaemuli
Lineage: Eukaryota; Fungi; Ascomycota; Pichiomycetes; Serinales; Metschnikowiaceae
Exons: 1
Coding region: 1-2937 (978 amino acids)
Biological process (GO): protein secretion
Source: RefSeq, a predicted model, not a curated record
AUGCCGCCAAAGAUAGAAGAGGUCGAUGAUACCCCUAGGGAGCCUACCAAGAAGGACCCGCAAAGAAUCAUUAAGAACCCUUUUGCCACACGAAAGUCUACCACAGUCAAGAGAUCCAGCGAUGAAGUUUAUCCUGAACGUAAAGGAUUGAAUAAGCCUCAGUACCUAGGAGACUCGGACCUAGAUCUUCUAUUCCAGAAGCUAGAAUCUAUGCUACAGCCCAAGCUCGAAGAUCUCUCCAUUGAUGGGCUCUAUCAAACGUUAUUUGGCGAAAGAGACUCCCAAGACAAGCGCUGGGAUGUGAUUCAACAACUCCUAGACUUCCUUAUACAAAUCAAAGAGUACUCCCUCAAAGCGAAUGCGAAAGACAAGGACAAGAACCUUCUUUCCAUAUCCUUGCACGAUAUCAAGACGUUUGCCAAACUCGUCAACGUCAUCAUCAUCCUCGGCAUCUACCCCUGCAUUGUUCCAUUGAGAAUAGGUAUUCCCCUCGAGAAGAGGCGCCUCAAAGACUUUGGCUCUCCCAUAUAUAAGCCAUUGACGAUAGACCAAGUGCCACCAGCUAAAGGGGCCAAAUCCUACACCGAGAGACACAAGCAACACGAACUACUUCUCACUUUGAUUUAUGACAAGUUGACGCAAGUAUUUUUUGACAAGUCUGAUGUUCAACAACUAUUGAUGAAGGGCAGUGGUUACUCCGAUUUCCUUACUGUGACCAUCACCCUAGCCACAGUGCCUUACUUCAGUCACCAGAUUCGAGAGAGAACCAACAGAGAGUUUACGAAAGUCACUUCAAUCGCAUCUACAUUCGAGCUUUACCAGGAUUACUCCCUCUUGGUUCAAUCUCCUUCACCAGGCUUUUUUAAGACCUUCGUCAUGCUGAAACUCCAGGCGCUUCCGUAUUCCGCUCCUAAGGGUGACGGGCUUCUCACAUUAAUGGAAUACAUUCUCGGAUUGCGUGAUCAAGAGGACAUUGGUAUCGAAAAAUUAGAUCAAGUGGCUAGUGUGGUGCUUCAGAAACCAAAGGAUUGUACUAGCAGCGAGUACUUCACUUCCAUUGGCAACCAGUGCUACGACCUACUCGUGAAUAUCAACAGACCAACGAUCACCAGCUGCACAGCUCAUGUCAUAGAAAAAAUCUGGUAUAAGAACCCCAGGAUUGUUGAAGAUUUUAUCCUCAAACGGAUAUGGCGUAACUCGAACCCUGACCCCAAGGAAAGCACGGAUUUGGUGCUCGUGUCGGAAGCAUCGUUGAACAACAACAUCAACGUGCUUCUCACCUUGUCAUCAAGGCCACUUCCUGUUCCGCUACUCAUGUCCACCUUCAUGCCAGUUCUUGUACCUCUUUGGUCCUACUUUAUGUUCCUCAAAAAAAACGAGUCUUCCGGCGAAGUGGCUCAAAACAUUAUUUUGGGGUUUUUGGCAUGCAUUGGUACCGAUUCCGAUGCCUUGCAACAAGCUCUUGAUCUAAUAGCUCGCAACGUUGUCAAUGCGGGUGGUGAGGGCUGGAAGUUUAGAUUUGGACCUAACAGACUUGUUGAAAUCGGUCGUGAAGAUACGAAAGUUGGUGAAAGCCAGUCAGCAGAAGCUAGAGUAUUGGACUUUGUGAAAUUGCUUGACGGCGGCUGCAAAUACUUCGUGGAGCUAGCCAAACAACUUGAUGAUGAGCCUGUGAGGAAAUUGUUUGUUACGUUGCUCAAAAAUUGGCUAAAGCUGGACUCUCAGUCCCUUUCAGAAGACAAUUCUUUCAUCAAACUAGCGGAUCUUCGUUUGUUAGAAGGCUUGGCCAAGGAGUUCAAAGAGGUUCUUGCUGAAUCACCGCUUGAGUUGUUUGAGCUUAUCGAGACCGUGCUUCAAAAUAGGAGCAGUGCAUCAGAAGGAACUGAAGCCGCUGACAUGGAUGUCGAUUCUGACGACGAGGAAGACCCCCAAGAAUCAUCAAACGAGCUACUUACAGUGGUUCUUGAGCUUCUUUCAGCUGUUCUUUCGGAGACUCAACCUGUUGCUCUUGAUGAUGCUUGCAGAGCAAAGCUCGCCUCAAUCAGGAAAGUCUUGCAAGAACGCUAUAGCCAACUCUCCCCAGCUCUGUCCUUGGCUGACAGAAUCGGUCUUCUUUUGCAAGGUGAGGCACCAGCAAAGAAUGAAAAAGAGGCACACCAAAAAGUGUUUGCCCGUGCUAUUGCAAACCUCAAUGAUCCUUUGGUUCCUAUCAGAGCUCAUGGCUUAUAUCUUCUACGUCAGUUGGUGGAGCAGCAGAGUCCAGUCCUCACUUUAGAUUUUGCACUCAAUUUGCAUCUUGUACAACUAAAGGACCCUGAACCGUUCAUUUAUUUGAAUGCUAUCAAGGGACUUGACAGCUUGCUCGAUUGGGACGCAUCAUCUGUUCUUCCCCAGUUGAUGGGACUUUAUUCUGGCUCAAGCGAGGAAAAAACUGAUCUUGAUGAGCGCCUCAAAAUUGGAGAAGUUAUUCUCCGAUUCAUUCAAAACCAAGACGAGGCGUUCACAGGAUCCUUGGCUAAGGAGGUGUCAGAUGGCGCAUUAUCGCUCAUUAGAAGACCCUCUGGUGAUGAAGCUUUGGUUGACGACAGACUCAGAAUGUCGGCGAUGUCGUUACUUGGAACUUGUUGUAAUACAAACCCAAUCGGGAUUCUUGAAAAUCUUGAAAAUGCACUUGACUGUGCCAUUGGUAUCCUACAGCUUGAAACCGACAAAGAUAAAGCCAUUAUGAGACGGUCUGCAAUUGUCUUGAUAAAUGAUUUGAUUGUUGGUACCUCAAAGUCAGACCAUGUUCCAUUCCCCAGUGCUUAUAGGGGAAAGAUUUUGACAGUUUUACGAUAUGUUAAAGACAACGAUACCGACCUACUUACUAGGGAACAUGCUCAGUCAGUACUCGAUACAAUCGACGGUCUUGCUAGAGCGCUGCUUGAACAAGAAUAA